AUGCACGCAGACGUGCUCACAUGACACACAGCUGUAGUGAGCCGAGGCCGUCAGCCAUGUCACCCACCCCAAGAAUCCUCCAGUGACGUUGACGUUACAGUAUCCUCGCGGAAUGUCAUAGUUCGGCCGGCUACGAUCAGGAGAGGCGGUCCGUCAGCAUGGCGAGCGUAGUUGGCAGGAUGAGCUGCCCAGGUAACGGCAUUUAUGUCGUACAAGGCGAGAUGUCCAUGCUAUUGACGGCUAUGAAGAAAGUAAACAGAUGGUCAUCACAUAAUCAUCAGGAUGAAGAAAAUGAUAUUCUUGUGAGGGGUUUUGUUGACUUGAAGGAGGUUUUAAAUCAAAUAGGAGAUCUUAGGGAGUUAGAGCCAAACAGUUUUCUCAAUCCUUUUCUCGAAGUGAUCCGUUCUGAAGAGACAACAAGCCCAGUUACAAGCAUCGCUUUAUCUUCGGUCAACAAAUUUUUGUCUUAUGGUUUGAUAGAUCCACAAUGCAAGACAAUUGCUGCCACUGUGGAGAACAUUGCAGAUGCUGUGAACCAUGCCAAAUUUGUCGGCACUGACCAAACCAGUGAUGCAAUCGUUUUAAUAAAAAUCUUACAGGUGUUGAGAACGUUGAUGUUGUCACCUGAAGGAGCAUGGCUAACUAAUGAAAGCGUGUGUGAAAUUUUACUCAGCUGCUUUCGUAUCUCUUUUGAAGUUCGCAUCAAUGAACUUCUAAGAAGAUGUGCUGAAAACUGUUUGCGUGACAUGGUUCAACUUCUUUUUACACGGUUACCUACAUUCGCUGAAGAUUUUCGUAGGAAUAACAAUGUCCAGCAAAAGUUACAGAUCCAAUCGAACGCCAUGGAGACUUCUAGGGGCAAAAGGAAAAAUAGGAACCAUCCAAAACCUAGGCAGAAGAAGAUAGAAGAAAGGAAUAAUAUACAUUCAGAUAUAAAACUAAAAGAUUUGCAUUUGACUUCAACAAUUCAUAGAGAUAAUUCAGAUAUUCCUGAUCUGCAAGGGGAAAUGCAGAGCACUGUCACAUCUCCAGUUUCUCCUCCACCUUCUGUUCUCUCAUCUCCCACAACGGAAAACUUACCUGAACUCCCUGUUGAUGAAGAUAAAAAUGUCCAUGAGGCAGAUAUUGAGGCUCCAAAUAUUCUUCCAGAAGUUAAACAGGAUCCAAUUCCUUGCACUGAUGGUGUUGUUAUUCGCAUAGAAGAUUCUAGUUCCAACAGUGGGGAACCACAAGAAAUGCCACCUGAUCACGACGUCCAGUUGGAUUCUGAUGUCCCUUUCCCUCUGGAAGAGGUACAAGUGAAUGAAAGCAUAUUAGAAGAAGAGCCAUUACAGGUUCCACCCAAUGAACCAUCACUUCUUUUGAAACAAUCGGCUGAAGAAAUUGACUCACAAAAUAUACCAAACUCGUUAACGGAUCCCCAAGAGUGGGUUAAUCAGCAAGGGGUUCGAUUUACUGUAGCAGAACAAGAAGAUUCACCACUACCAGGUCCGUAUGGUUUGGUGAGUGUCCAUGAGCUCCUCAGAUUUCUGGCAUCGCUCUGCAAUCCUCAAGAUAAACAAAAUACUGAUUUUAUGAUUCACAUGGGCUUGACCCUCAUUAUGAUAGCUUUGGAAGUCGGAGCUGACAACAUAGCAAAAUACCCAUCUUUAAUGGUCAUCGUCAAAGAUGACAUAUGUCGGAACUUGUUUUCUCUGCUCAAUUCUGAAAGGCUGGCAGUGUUUGCCUCAGUUUUACAAAUCUGCUUUCUCCUAUUUGAAUCCUUACGAACACAUUUGAAAUAUCAGUUGGAGCAUUAUCUGCUGAAAUUAAUUGAAAUAAUUGUUUCCGAUUCUGUGAAAGCUUCAUAUGAACAUCGUGAAAUUGCCUUAGAAUCAUUGGUUCAACUGUGGAGGAUUCCUGGUCUUGUAACGGAAUUAUACCUUAACUAUGAUUGCGCUCUUUAUUGUCCAAAUCUGUAUGAAGAGCUUACUAAUCUUCUAUCAAAGAAUGCAUUUCCAGUAUCUGGGAUUCACAAUACUCAUUUACUGUCACUAGAUGCUCUGUUAACUGUAAUUGAUUCUAUUGAAAAUCAUUGCAACAGCAGAAUAUUAAACGAACAUCAACAAUCUGAAAAAGGCGUGACAGCCGAUGGUUUUAAAGGAAUUACGGUUAUGCACAAUAGCAACUACAUUCUUUCUUCAGGCACACGCCAAAAGCUAUCUUGCAACAUUCCAAGUCAUGAACAUUUGAUGGCUGUAAAAAGAAGAAAGAAGUUACUUGCUACUGGUACAGAGCAUUUCAAUUCAAAACCUAAAAAAGGAAUAUCAUUUUUACAAGAGCACAAUCUCAUGUCAAACCCAUUAGACCCACAUGAAGUAGUUGUUUUUCUGAGGGAAAAUCCUCAUCUCGAUAAAAAAAUGAUAGGAGAGUAUAUAAGUAAUAGAGCCAAUUUAGCCGUUUUGGACUGUUUCGUAAAGUCAUUUGAUUUCUCCGAUUUGAGGAUUGAUGAAGCUCUAAGAUAUUAUUUAGAAACUUUUAGAUUACCAGGAGAAUCUCCAUUAAUAUCUCUUGUAAUGGAACAUUUUGCUGAACACUGGCAUAAAUGCAAUGGUGAGCCGUUUGCUAAUGCUGACGCGGCUUUCACUUUAGCAUACGCUGUUAUUAUGUUAAAUGUUGAUCAGCAUAAUCACAACGUGAAAAGGCAAAACAAUCCAAUGACGGCUGAGGAAUUUAAGCGAAAUCUUAAAAAAUUAAACGGAGAUAAAGAUUUUGAUGAGGAAAUGCUAGAUGAAAUUUAUAAUUCUAUCAAGUCUGAUGAAAUAGUAAUGCCAACAGAACAGACUGGUCUUGUAAAAGAAAAUUAUUUGUGGAAGGUCCUUUUGAGAAGAGGAACUGGGAAGGAUGGUGAAUAUGUUCAUGCUCCUAACGGCCUCCUGGACCACGACUUAUUCUCUUUAAUAUGGGGCCCGACUGUGACUGCUUUAAGCUCUCUCUUUGACAAGGCGACUGAUCCGGCAAUAUAUCAAAAAGCCAUAUCUGGUUUUAGAAAGUGUGCUAUGAUAUCAGCUCAUUACGGAAUGAGCAAUGAUUUCGAUAAUCUCAUUGUCUCGUUGUGUAAAUUUACAACACUGCAUUAUAAAGUCGAGUCAUAUGAAAUGCUGACAAUAAUGUUUGGAGAAAACCAAAAGGCAAGGCUUGCAGCGAAAACGGUGUUUAAUUUAGCCCACAGGCAUGGUGAUAUCAUCAGAGAUAGUUGGAGAAAUAUCUUGGAGUGCAUUUUACAAUUGUACAAAUGUAAACUAUUGCCAAAAAUACUAGUUGAAGCAGAAGAUUUUAUUGAGUUAAGCGGCAAAAUUUCGUUGAUAAGAGAAGAAAUCCAGUUGCACCCAAAGACUGAGACUGGUAUCUUUAGCUCCUUAUAUUCUUACAUGUUAUUAGGCUCAGAACAAAGUAUACAAAAAGGCCCUUCACCUGAAGAUCAGGAAGCUAUUAGGAUGGCGCAGAACUGUAUAAGAGAAUGCAAUCUUGAACAAUUGAUAACCGAGUCAAAAUUCCUUCGCAUGGACUCUCUUCAGUAUUUUGUAAAGGCUUUAGUUACUGCGUCUUAUGGUCCUGAAGGGCAUGUAUCCCUCGGUUCCUCUUACAGUGAAGAUACAGCAAUUUUCUUUUUAGAAUUGCUUCUCAAGGUGGUUCUUCAAAACAAGGAUCGAAUCGGUCCAAUGUGGUCAACGGUGAAAGAACAUAUAUACACUUUAUUGAUGGGAGCAGCAGCUUGUGAUCACCAUUUUCUUGUUGAAAGAUCUGUGGUUGGUCUUCUACGUUUGGCAAUAAGGCUUAUGGUUAGAGAAGAAAUGAGCCCAAUGGUCCUUCAAUCCUUGAGAAUGUUGCUGCUUCUGAAAGGUACAACAUUAUCAAGAGUAGCGAGACAGGUGUCUUAUGGUAUGUUCGAACUGAUUAAAUCAAGCGCAGCUAACAUACACUCAGCCACAGAUUGGGCUAUCAUAUUCACAUUAUUGGAAUGUGUCGGUGCUGGUGCACCACCUCCGAGGGUUGUCAGCAAACCUCUGAACGAGUCAGGCGCAAGAUCUGAAGGAGAAGUUCAAGUUGACAGUGGUUUAGGAAAUGAAAGAGGGUAUACAUCAGACUCAGAACUAAGUAAAGCUGGUAGUUUGCCUCUUUCCCCUACUAUCAGUCCUGAUGCCCCUUUGAACACAUCAACUGGAUGGAUAUUGGUCGGGCGGGAAGGUGAGAUACAACCCAUUUCAUUAGGUAACCGAGUUCCACCUAAUGAUUUUUCAAUGACGGAUAAGGAAUUUAUGUGCCAUGACCCUUAUGCUAUGGUGAAAUGUUGUGAAAGUCUUGUUUUCCUUGUCAGAGAUGUUGUACAUAUCACGCCUUACAAUUUCCAAAACUGUGUGCACUGCUUGCGAACAUUUGUAGAGGCAGCUGCUGAAGCAAUUGAAAGGAAACACUUCAAGAGGCUGAAAGAGCCCAACUUGUCACACGGUAACAAGCCUACAAGGAAGAAGGUCGGUUUGAAAAGAAAGGAAGAGAGAGCAAAAAGCCCAACAGGAAAUGCGUACGACGCUGAUGAGAGUGACCCUGAAGACACCCCUGGAUAUCAACAAGUCUGCAUACUGCUUCUCGAUCUGAUGCACACUAUCCACAUUAGAACAGCGCAGAUCUUUAAGUGGUGGGCGGAAGAAACCAGCGAAACUGAGCAUAUUUCUCUUUGGCUGCAUGCAUGGUGUCCGCUUCUACAAGGCAUCGCCAGGCUGUCGUCGCAUCCCAACAGACAGAUUCGAAUGAGUGCAAUAACUUACCUUCAAAGAGCUCUGCUUGUUCCUGACCUUCAAAACCUCACUGGCGAAGAGUGGGAAUCUUGUUUCACCCAAGUACUUUUCCCCCUUCUUUCUAAGCUAUUGGAGCCCGUACCAACGUCGGAUGGACUCGAGGAGACGCGUAUACGUGCGGCGACUGUCCUUUCUAAAGUUUUUCUUCAUCAUUUACCUCAACUUCAAACACUAGAUAGUUUUGCCCAGUUGUGGUUAAAAAUACUCGAUUACAAGGAUAAAUACAUGCAUGCGGACAACAGUGAUCUUCUGCUUGAGGCUAUACCUGAAUCUUUAAAAAACCUGCUGCUUGUAAUGGACUCAACUGGUGUAUUUACUGGCCAGGAUGGAAGAAAUGAAAUAUGGAUGAUUACAUGGGACAAGAUAAAUUCAUUUUUACCGAAUCUUCACAAUGAACUAUUCAAACCAGUUCGUCCAGAAGAGCCAAAAUCAAAUGAUACCCAGUCUCCUGAGGUACCGAAGGAAUCUCAACAAAAUAUUCCAUUCAGCCCGCAAGAGCCCGUGCCAAUGUCUGUACCACCUAUGAUGACAACUGUUAACCAACAACCACUUCAAACAUUGCCUAGACCUGGAGAAAUUGUCGAAAUUUCAGGACCAACCACUUCUCUACUUUCACCGCAGAACUGGCAGCCACCUGCACCUAUAUUUCCCCACAUGGGUCAACCAAUAUCCACACCAAUCGGACCUUCCAUUUCAUCACAGGUCGGUACAUCAGCCACUAAGUCAGUAGGGCCAGUGCUGCAAGCACCUAUUAUUCUACCGACGACUUCUCCUAUUCCGGUUUAUUCAGGUUUCUCCAACAUACCACAUCAGGCCCCUCCUCCAUCGGCUCACUUCUUCUAUCAGGAUAUUGAAGCAGUGCAUCACUACUACAGCCCAAUUUAAUCGAGAAUAUUUCAAUCCAGAUGUCUGCAAUUCCUCCAUCAACUUCUUCCUAACUUACAAGGGAAUUGAUUAUUUUAAAUUGUGGCACAUCAGACUGUGUAAUAAGUUAAUGCAUUUGGUGAAACAAAAGUACAUAAUAAAAAAAAAGAAAAAAAAACCAAAACGUAUUAU
This is a messenger RNA of Cimex lectularius (bed bug), 5891 nucleotides long. It is a transcript of the gene garz, whose product is annotated as Golgi-specific brefeldin A-resistance guanine nucleotide exchange factor 1. Gene Ontology annotation, biological process: regulation of ARF protein signal transduction. The transcript is spliced from 36 exons. Lineage: Eukaryota; Metazoa; Arthropoda; Insecta; Hemiptera; Cimicidae. The record is from RefSeq and is a predicted model, not a curated record. Gene Ontology annotation, molecular function: guanyl-nucleotide exchange factor activity. The coding region runs from base 159 to 5720 and encodes 1853 amino acids.